This is a messenger RNA of Anopheles merus, 1184 nucleotides long. RefSeq lists its product as uncharacterized. NCBI's taxonomy places the organism in Eukaryota, Metazoa, Arthropoda, Insecta, Diptera, Culicidae. Bases 191 to 1051 code for a protein of 286 amino acids. Gene Ontology annotation, cellular component: nucleus; transcription regulator complex. Gene Ontology annotation, biological process: regulation of transcription by RNA polymerase II. The record is from RefSeq and is a predicted model, not a curated record. The transcript is spliced from 4 exons.
CAGUGUAUGUUUUGCGAUUUUCUCUUGGAUGGUAACGUUGAAAUAAAUAAAUAAAUAAAUAAAUAAAUAAAUAAAUAAAUAAAUAAAAUCGUCGCAACAAACCGUUUGCGUUUACCGUGCUGGUAUACUGCUUAACAGGGCACUCAUUUUUAAAAAGUAUUUGUCGUUUUACUUCGUUCCGGUCAGCAACAUGAAUAUAAAAAGGGAAAGAAUGAAGACCGUAGAUCUAGGGACGGAACGUACCAGGUCACUGAUACAGUUCAUACAGGCGAUACCUUACCUGUGGAAUAGCAGCGACCCGCUGUAUAAAAAUAAAAAAUCUCAAGCCGAAGCAUGGGAGUCUAUUUCCGAGGAGAUGGGCGUACCAGUGACGGACCUGAGACAUAAAUGGGCUUCCCUGCAAUCCUCGUUCCGGCACUUCUUCAUUCUGUAUCAAAAGGAUCGAGCAUCACACAAUUGCGAGGGCGGUCAGUUGCCGCGUAGAAGAUGGUACCUUUACGAUGAUAUGCUGUUCCUAUUGGCUAGUGGCAAGGACAAAGCUUUGGAGGGAAAGGUAAUCAAACAGAACAACGUUUCCACCGAGGACAUUGAUCAAUCGAUGGACCCAGAUUCCCAUCUCGCUGAUACUAAAGCAGAAAUUGGCAACUCGCUCGAAAUGUCAGAGCAAAAUACUAUCGAGCGGACCGUGCCCUCGCCGUGGGCAGCAGUUUCGCGUACACCGAUCCGGAAACAGAUUAAAUCACGGCACGUAAGCUCGAUAGUCGUUCGGCAGGACCUGUACGCGGAAAGGAAGGUGAUGUGCCAAACUAAACCUACCUAUCAGCGGCGUAAAUCGAAGGAGCCUGAUGAUGCUUCCCCCGGCACCACCACAAAGAAAGAUGACCGAGUGAACAAUAGCUACUGCGAUGCUCUCCGUUACGGGCAGAAUGUGGGCAGAGUAUUGGCACAGUUGUCACCGCAACGAAGGCAUGCGGUUAUGAUCAAAAUAGACGAAAUACUGCUCGAUACGGCGAAGGAAAGAUAUCACCAACAUUAUGGAGCUGAUCCUUAGCUAUUACACACCUAGCCAGUAUAAAGACAAGUUUUAGAUAGGUUCUAAGUGAAGUAUUUUAUUGUGUAGAAGCGGGAGGCCAGCGAAUGUGAUUUAAUAAUGUAAUUGAGUACGAAUAAUCUAUGGACAUGAA